Messenger RNA from Aureobasidium melanogenum CBS 110374, 4251 nucleotides. RefSeq names its product P-loop containing nucleoside triphosphate hydrolase protein. Gene Ontology annotation, biological process: siRNA processing. The transcript is spliced from 2 exons. Gene Ontology annotation, cellular component: cytoplasm; nucleus; RISC complex. Lineage: Eukaryota; Fungi; Ascomycota; Dothideomycetes; Dothideales; Saccotheciaceae. Bases 1 to 4251 code for a protein of 1416 amino acids. Gene Ontology annotation, molecular function: ATP binding; ribonuclease III activity; RNA binding. The record is from RefSeq and is a predicted model, not a curated record.
AUGUCAGACUCGUCUUCACCAUCACCCUCGCUGGCGGAAAGCAUAAACGAUGCUAAGCGUGUUGAGAACGAUGUCUUGACAGAAUCACCGAGAGAAGAUGAGCUUUUGGACGAUGUACCAGAGUCUGAAAAAGACACUGUUCUUGUCAGAUCACUUGAUACUGACGACAACGAAGUGUUUAAGCUACGAGCCUACCAGGAUGAGAUGCUGGCAGAGAGUUUGAAACGAAACACCAUCAUUGUGCUAAACACCGGAGCUGGUAAAACACACAUAGCCCUUGCCAGAGCAAGAGCGGAAUUGGAAAUGGAACAGUUAGACAAACUUGUCUGGUUUCUUGCACCUACAGUCGCUCUUUGUCACCAGCAUUACAGAUCUAUCACAACAAAUCUGCCAGCAUACCAAACCAGACUUCUCACCAGCGAAGAUGGCGUUGACAGAUGGACUGAUCAAACAGUUUGGGACGGCGUUCUCAAGGAUAUGAAAGUCAUCGUCAGCACAUAUGGCGUUCUAUACGAUGCUCUCUGUCACGGAUUUGUUACAAUGCAAAGGCUUUCGUUGUGUGUGUUCGACGAAGCACACCAUUGCACCAAAAAUCAUGCCUCUAACAUGAUCAUGAAGCAUUUCUAUCGCCCAGCUAAAGAUAAUGGAUAUCCGGUGCCCAGAAUCCUCGGUUUAAGUGCUAGUCCAGUGAUGACCGCAAAAGCUGGAGGUUUAGAGAUACUCGAAGCGAACAUGGAUAGUCAUGCCAUUACACCACGCUUGCACAGAUCCGAAUUGAUGCAAUAUGUGCAUAUCCCAGAGCUCCUGAAACGGACUUUUGAGAGCAAAGAAGCUCCCAACACACCAAACUCUUUGCGAGAAGCCCUUACUACUGCCAUUCACCUAUACAAGAUACGCGAAGAUCCAUACCUUGUUGAAAUCAUGCAGACCGGAGGACCCGAUAUGAAAGGUAAAGUGGAUGAAGUGCUUAUGUCAAGAAAGACAUAUUGCACAGACCAGCUGAGGGCGCUGAGAAAGCGUGCAGAGGUCAUUGCUAGAGACAUCAGUCCGUCCGCAGCAGAAACAUAUAUUCAGGCUUGCCGUGACAAGUUUCUUGCAGGAGUUCAAGAAGACAAUAAUCUAUGGAUGCCAGAACUUUCAGACAAGGAGAAGAGUCAUCUUGCCGAGAUCCUCACGAACUUACGUGUAGAUGCAGUCUCCUCAGACACGACUGUGAGUUUCAAGCUUCGACUACUCUUGGACAUCUUGAAAGAGGAGUCCGGAUCAUCUUUUACUGGAAUCAUUUUUGUGGAGCAAAGAGCUGUUGUCGCCGCUCUAGCAGAGUUUCUUUCUUCCGAUCCAGAGUGCUCACAGAUCUUCAACAUUGGCACCUUUGUUGGAGGCUCAAACUCAUCCAAGAAGAAAUCAAAUAUCGGCGACAUCAACGACUUGAAAGCACAGCAACAGACUCUUGAUGAUUACAGGGUAGGCAAAAAGAAUUUGAUCAUUGCAACGAGCGUACUCGAAGAAGGUAUUGACAUAUCUUCAUGCCAAACCGUGAUCUGUUUCGAUGCUCCUCUCAACUUGGUAUCCUUCGUCCAGAGACGGGGUAGAGCACGCAAGAAGGACUCGAAGUACAUCAUUUUGCUGGCCGAUGGCGACGACAAAGGUGAACCAGCCAAAUGGCAUCAACUGGAAGAACGGAUGAAAGCAGCAUACGAAGAUGAGUACAGAAACGCUCAACUAGCUGUUCAACUAGAGCAAACACACGAAACAGAAGACAGAAAGUAUAAGGUACAGAAGACCGGGGCUUUGCUCACCCUCGACAAUGCGAAGUCGCAUCUCAACCAUUUCUGCGCCACCCUUCAGACAGCCAAUCAUGUCGAUCAUCGACCAGUCUUCGAGUGUCGAACAGACGCAGAAGAUCUGAUCACUGCGAAGGUCCUUCUGCCUUCUUCAGUGAGUCAAAAGUAUCGAACAGCUGUCAGCGCACACAGCUGGAAGACGGAAAGAGCAGCGAUGAAAGAUGCAGCUUUCCAGGCUUGCGUAGCAUUGCAUCGUGGUGGUCUUCUUAACGACCAUUUGCUCCCUCCCCACAUUCAGACUCCAGACCAAGCACGCCAGAACAGACCUAGCCUCGUCAAAGUCGCAAUGAGACAUGAUCCAUGGGAACUAGGUACAACAGAUCUAUGGUUCAAGCAUGUAGUGGAACUCAAGAUAGAGGGACAGCCCAGCAUUCCGAUGGCGAUGUUCCUGCCUGUUGAGUGCCCAAAAAUUGACGACAUUGCUCUCUUUUGGAGUAUGCACAUCACAGGUGUCGCGAACAUUGGACCUGGUCAACCGUGCAAACUCAGUGAGGAGGAGGCCAACCGAAAACAGAAAGACACAGAAAGUAUGCUUCUUUCCGUGUUUGCACCUGCCGACCUUGCAAGUGUAAAAGGCAGGUACGCAGCAAUGUUUGAACCAUUGGAUCAACCUUCGGUGACUCCACUGAGUAGAAAGACUCGACCAGCAAUCGAGCAACUUUCGAGGGUGCAGAAUGCAACAGACGUUGGUCUCGUGCAGGUCAGCGUGCAGCAAGGACGAAGCUACGUUUUCCAAAGCAUACAAGGCCAAGACCAGGAAAUAUUGGAAGUCACCAAAUUCCCGAAGAAGCGCGACUUCCUCACACGACCUGCCGAGGAAUCGAAGAAGGAUCGACUUACUCGCGAAACAUUCGCUAUGGCUCAAUGCACUAUCAACGUCCUCCCAGCUAGAUAUUCAUUCUUCGCUGCUUGCAUUCCUUCCAUCUUGCAUAGAGUCGAGACGGCUGUUCUUGCUGCUCGUUUGCAGAAUACUCUCCUCAAGCCUGUUGGCAUCGAGAAUCUUCAACUCAUCAUCGAGGCGACCACAUCAGGCGCCGCUAACUUUACUGCCAGCUACGAGAGGUUAGAAUAUCUAGGCGACGCAGUGCUGAAGUAUUGCACACACGUUCAAUUGGCAGCUCAACACCCUGAAUGGCCAGAAAGCUACUUAACAGCUGAGAAGGGAAGGACGAAUGGCAAUGCAUCAUUAUCUCGUGCAGCUUUGAGCAGUGGCGUGGAUCGAUUCAUCUCAACAACGAAGUUCACAGGUAAUCACUGGAAGCCUCCAAUACUCUGCACCGACCAGAAAGACAAGAACGACCAGACCGUCGACAGGAGUACAAAAACACUUGCAGACGUCGUGGAAGCGUUGAUCGGUGCUGCUUACAUGGAUAAAUGCCUUCAAGGAGCAUUAGCUUGCAUUCGCAUUUUCCUGCCCAACGAGCAAUGGCUAGACCAUACAACAUGCCUAUCCUCCCUACUCUCCCAGACACCUGCUCUGUCUAACGUCCCGCCUUUCCUCGACACUGUCGAGACACUCAUCGACUACAAAUUCGCCAAUCCAUCCUUACUGCUUGAAGCACUAACCCACUCCUCCUUCUCCUCACCCGAAGCUCUCUCUUACGAAAGACUAGAGUUCUUAGGCGAUGCAAUACUAGACCAAAUCCUGGUCCCCACCAUUUUCUCCGCAACCCCAGCACUCAAGAACCACGAGAUGCAUAGAAUGCGACAAGCACUAGCCAAUGCCCACAUCCUAGGAAUCUGCUGUUUGGAACUGAGCCUCCCGGUAUCUCGGCUAGAGCCAACAACCAACCAGACCGGAGAGGUGGGAUUAGAAGAAGCAGUCCACCUCUACCAUCUCCACGAUUUUCUGCGUUGUGGACCUAGUAUACACGUUCAGCGCAAAGCAGCUUUGGACAGAUACAUCCCUCUCCGUACUCAAAUUCUCGAACAAUUGGAACAUGGACACGAGUAUCCAUGGCCAGACUUGCUUCGUCUCGGUCUCCACAAAUCCUGCAAAUGGAUGUCAGAUAUAUUGGAAUCAGUCUUGGGAGCCAUUUACAUUGAUUCCUCUGGCAACCUCUCUGCCUGCAAAGCCUUUGUCGGAAAACUCGGGUUGUUCAAGUUGUUCGAUAGGUUCUUGGAUGAGGGUGUACAGGUCGGGUUUCCGAGGGAAAGGCUGGGCUUGAUGGCCAACCAGAAGGACGUGGAAUAUGUGGCUUCGAGUGAUGGGAAUGGAGAAUGGAGUUGCAAGAUUUUUGUGGGUCAGAAAGAGGUUGUGGAUGUUGGAGGAUGUGUUAGUAGGGAGGAGGCAAAGGUCAGGGGUGCAGCAACUGCGGUGAGAGUUCUGCAGGAGGAGAUCAUCAGAGGUAUGGAGAGUAUCGCCGUAGAUGGAGGUGAGGAUGAAGACAUGGUGGAUGCCGAGUAA